CCGCGUUUUGCGUGAGGUCGUCUUGGAAAUUGCGAAUUUUCCGUGAUUUUGUGAAGAUGAUACGAAUUUCUGCGCUAAACGAUGAAGGAUCCGACGAUAGCAAUGGAUUGGACAGCGAGCUCAUCGUCACGAAAGAAGCGGAGGAAACGAUCGCGAUUUCCGAAUAUGUCCGGGCGCUGCAAAUGAAAAAGGAGAACAAGCAGCAAGAGGCGCUGGAGUUGUUACUGGAGCUGUUGGACACCCAAGUAAUCCACGAUGUCACUUCCACUCAAACGGACAGUAAGCUUUUUGCAGUAAAAUACAAUUGUUACCGGAAUAUUGGGCUUAUUUACGAAGAGCAAAGCAAGGAAAGUCUGGCCAUCGAAUUCCUGAUGAAGGCAAUGGAUCUAGACGAAACGGACGUGUACACAAUGUCGCGAUUGGCUCGCAUGGCACUCAAAACGGGGUAUUUGCAGAUAUCGAAGCUGUACUUUGAAAAAUGCUUAAAGCGAAAUCCAAACCAUUGGCCAAGUAUGGAGGGUCUGUUGAGGGUGUUCUGUAGCGCCUCGAACGUUGUUGAAGCAUACGGUUGGGCAAGCCAAUGUAACAGAAAAGACCCUCGCAACACCCUGUAUGUCGAUGUGCUCAGAGCCAUCCGGGAGCGCUUCAAAAGUACGCUACCAUACCUUGAUACCGUUUUCAUCGUGCCACCGGCGGUAAAUUUCGAGGCCGAGGAAAAGAGACGACCACUAAAAGUAGCGCUGGCUACCUUUGAUGAGUUGUUUACCGCGAAACCUAUCUAUGAGCCUCCCGAUUUCACCAUCAUGCCGGAUAUACUCAAGCAAGAACUGAAGAUGGACGAUAUCAGCUUUGAAACGAUCGGUAACAUGUUGAUAAAGCUAGAUGAUAAAAUGGAAGAGCUCGAUUUGAGAUGCGUUUUCAUGCUGGAAACCGACUCACUCUUUUGCGAACGCCACAAGGAAGAGGACGAAAAGAUAGAGGAGGCUACUCAGGAAUCUCCAGCUGUUACCGAAAAUGUCGAUGAUUCUGUUGCAGCGAAAGAAGAUAAUCGAAUGGAAGUGGAAGAAGAAGAAAUGUGUGAAGAUGCAAACGAGACUAGUGUCAGUUUUGUAAAACUCUCGGAAGACGCCAAUGGAAAUGGCACAUCUGCGGCCGAUAGUGCUGAUUCAGGAGUCGAUGCAAACGAGCAAAAAAAUAAAGCUCGACGUAGAGGCAGUGAACUUAAAAUUUUGGAGCAGUGGGGUUGGCAUAAAAAUCGUCGUUCAACGCGCAAGAAGACCAUUCAAGAGCUAAACGAUCCGGCCGAUUCGACAGUAGAAUCAUUCUUCAAACUUUCAGUUAAACAGCAUAUUUCUGAGGAAAAGCAACUGAAAGAGUCACCUUUCACGUUGGACCAGCGACGCAAGAGUUCCGAGGCGGAUGGCACGGAGACUGCUAUCAACAAUGCGACUAGAGAAGAGUCGGCUAUAACGCAGUCGGAUUUUUGCAGUGAAUGCAAUUUACAGAGUUUUAUAAGCGAAAUGAAGCAAAACGACAUCGACGUUUACGCGUUAAUGUACGGAUUUCUUGUGCACAUUUCGAGAUCAUGGGGCAUUGCAACAAGACCCGAGCUACGUCCCAUUUAUCUAAAACUGCACAACUCGUUCGUCCAGUACACAGACUAUGAGGCGUGGAAUCAGCUGUCUCCUGAAAGGCUUGAACUGAUAUUUCAAAUAUCGGUAUUCUAUUUGGAAUUGAAACUAGAUGCAGGACUAGCGGAAUCACGAGAUGAAUCGAGAUGCAUUCUUGAUGCCUUCGAUGAUGAGAUUUUCAAUCGGUGCCGUUUCUAUGUGGAUAGUUUGCCCAACGAGAGAACCGUAGCCGUCUAUCGCAUUCGGUUACGGUGGAUCGCGUACAUUGUGGAGUGCAGUGCUCAAAAGUUCGAUGCUGCCCUUGAGAAUUUGUACUUGCUGCAAGAGAAUUUAUGCCAUUCAGAUGGGCACCGGAUAGUGCUUAAUUUUCCUAACCAGAAGGCUAACAUUUGUGUUAGUUUAGAGAAAAUUGAAGAAUUGAUUGGUGAAACUGAGCGUAAACUGCGCAUUGAACGUGUGAGGCGCCAUUAUGAGGAUGGUGAGCACGAGCAGGUGGUGGAUAUCUUGAAGGAUACUCUUCGUUAUUACACGACUGUUGGAAACCCCAACGAAACAGUGCUUAGUCUGACAAUACAAUCCCAGAUGCUACUCGAAUCUUUAUGGAAUAUCGCAGAAAUGGAAGAAUGUUUGAUUUGGUCAGAAAAAGUGUUCACCUAUUCCGUCCAUCAGUUCGUGGUAGCAGCAGGACAGCACGAUAGCCGUAAAACACGAGCUUGGGCCAGUAAUGUUAAUUUCGCCCAACUGUAUAUUGAUUCCAUCAUCAAGCAAGAAGGAUUUUUUAUAUUGGAAAUACUUGGAUCUCAAACAUCGAGGCUGAUACAAUCACUCUUCCGGCUGUUGACGCACCAGCUGGAUCCAAGUGUAGAAAAAAAUUAUACCGCUCAAUUGUGUUUAAUCGAUUGCUGGAGAGCGUGGAUAAUUUUUUAUUACAUUUUAGAAAGACAAGAUGAUCUGGACUGCUUGAUGAAAGUGAAUCAAACACCGGCGAUUCAAGAUCAGAAUGGAACGAUUGAAACAGAACCUGAACGGCUGUGUAAUUCCGUUAUGAUGUGUUUCGUUGCUCAUGAGCUGUUGGGCAAGAAGAACUGGUGUUCCAAAGGCGACAGUGGUCUUUUAUUCCAUAUACUAGAUGUGGUCGUACCUAAGAUACGGUCACCUUUGCUGGAACCAUUCCGUGAAAUCUUGAACGAAUAUCUGGAACAGGUUACUUACUGCCUGUAUGGCUACCCUCAAAAACGACCUCGGUUGCGUCACAUCCACGACCAUGGAGCCGUUCAGGUGUCGCUAAACUGGGCUCGAGCAAUUCAGUUGUUUGAUCUCUAUCGUCCCGAUAAUCUACCGGAAUUCAACUCAUACAAGUUAGAAUCAAUUUCCACCGAUAUGGAGGCCUUGCUACAACGUAUUAUAUCGCUUAUUCCGGCCGAGAUAGACGUGACGAAGCUUUCUCUGCCGAUUUCGGAAUUCAUCGAUGGCAAGGGCAACACACUACCAGAUGCGGCCAAUGUGUUGCAAAGCGAAAUCAAGCCAAUAUUUUAUCUACUGGCUGAUUAUUAUUUCAAGAGUCGCGAUUUCACCCGCGCCAUCAAGUACUAUGUGAUGGAUCUUGCCCUUGAACCAACGCGAUUCGAUUCCUGGGCUGGCAUUUCACUGUCAAAGGCCAGCAGGGUUGAAACGAAACUAAACUCCACCGAAGUGAUACCUCUGCAAGAUUUCCUGGAUGAAACCGACAAUGGUAUGAAAUGUUUCGAUCAGUGCUUGCAGCUAAAUGAAAACGAUGCACAGCUUUGGAUUGAGUAUGGAUCGUUUGCGUACAACAUUCAUUCUUUCUGCUCACGCAGUUUGAAAUUGUUGAGUGAUACUCUUUCGAUGGAGAGUUUUGCGUUGGUCGAAACACACAAGGAACGCUGCCUCGAUAUUGCUUUUUCCUGCUUUAACAAAGUAAGCCUGGAAAAGACUUCAUGCUCAGAACUACCGAUAGUGGCCGAGGAAGAACAUCAGCAACAGCAACAACAUCAGCAGCAACAGCAGCAACAGGAAAAUGGCAACAAUCACGAAGACGAAAUCUGGUUGCAUCACUACAUGCUGGGAAAGAUAGCAGAGAAGAAAAAAGAACAUCCAGCCGUCUAUCUGACACACUAUUUGAAAUCAGCCAAAUAUCUGUACGAGUGCAAUGCAACGUAUCCGAUCAAGAUUAAUCAUAGCAGCCCUUCGCAGCUGGCGAUCGAGGCUUUGGAGGUGUUCUAUCGCAUCAAUGCUGCCAUCAUAAAGUAUGUGGAGCAGCAUUCACCAAUCAACAAGAAAACUUCAAGGUUAUUUUUGCGGACCUUAAAAGAACUAUCCACUAGUCCGUUUGCGGUAAAUCGAGCAAAGAUUAAUGAAAACAUGCUGAAACGUAAAAUAUCACCUAACAACAAUGGAAGUAACACUGCUGGACCGCCAGGUGCUACAAACCCGGCGGAUGCCUCGGUGCCUUCACCAAAGGUUGCUAGGGAGUCCGAUGCUAUGGUUGCUGUUUGUAAACCGGGAGAUGAAGUGAAACUACAAUCACAAGAAGGAACGUGUGGUGCGGCGGAAGGUGUAGAUGCCGAUAAGCUGACUAACGUUGAACCGAUGCCAUCAGUCAGCAGUUCUCCGGCGACAGAAGUGCCAAGUACAACGUCCGCUCAUUCUUCGGCAGUGGUUGCGGAUGAAAAUAUUCCAUCAUCAACAUCGGUUACCCAGCAAACAGGACGCGUGCUAGAGCACGUUCGGGUAGAGGUCAUCAAGCAGCUCGUUGAAGGACAACCGGCACGCCGAGGAUCGCAGGAGAGUGCUAUGACGUCUUCCACCACGACUACUACCACGACGACAAGCACUUCUUCUUCGAGCAGCGAUUCGUCUGACAGUGAUACGGAUACAUCGUCUGAUUCCGACAGUGACACUUCUUCGACGGAAGACGAGCUUACCAAUGAACAAACCAUAAGCUCUGCUGAGAGGGACACAAUAUUCAAACAUUGUAUUAAAAAUUUGGAAGAAUGCAUCACACGUUUCCCGGAGCACUACAAAUCGAUGUACCGCCUGGUGCACCAUUACAUGCACGCACCCGGCGACACGAAAUCAUUCGACAAAGCUCGCCAACUGCUGUUGGGUAACUACCGUACUACAUUGGGUACGCAUAUUCCGGGUCUUUUCACGGAACGGAAAACCACAAACUUCUUCAACGGUUUAUGGAGAAUUCCGGCAUCGGAUAUCGAUCGACCGGGAAACUUUGCAUCGCAUAUUUCAAAAUGCGUCAUCGUGUUAAUGGAAACGCUGAAAGAGUUUAAUGAGCAUGAAAUAUUGGUCGAUCUUGCGAUGCAGCUGCAACGAACUCCGGAACCUGAUAAAAAGUAUCUUAACGAUUACGAGCGUAAAGAAUUGGUCCAGCAGGCAAUGAUGUAUUGCAUUCAGGUUUACAGAAGUUUAUUGAAGAAGGCGGUCGAUGCCCGGAAUGAUACCGAUCUGCUUUCACUAAUGAUCGACGCGUAUAAGGCUUAUCGCAAGAUCCUCAAGCUUAUGCCGGCCAAGGAACAAAUGUUUGCCUGUCUGCUGACCGAUGCUUACCGAGCGUUUGUUAGCGAUAAGGCGGUGAAAUUACCGGAAAACAGCAACGUGCUUGAUCUCUCCAUUAAGCUGUGCACUUACGAGAUCAAUUAUCGCAAAACCCAGGAAAAGCAACAAAAUACGAAUGGUUCCGCGGGGUCGGUUGGUAGUGGUACGGUCGGAGCAAAUGGUGGCAAACAGGGCAUGACAACUGGAGAGAUGCCGACAACAGUGAUCGUUCCGAUGCAACCAAUAUCGGCGAAUUUCAUUCCAGGACUCACGAAGCAAAACAGACGUAUCCCGGUAUCGAAGGUAACUGCACAAACCGUGGCAACAAGUACGAUGGCAAACGAUCCUUCCAUACACCAGCAACUUCAGCAGCAGCAGCAGCAGCACCAACAGCAUAACUAUCCAAUGGCACAGUCACAUCCUUACGGUGCACCUUCCAGUGCAAUCGGUAGCAUGAUGACGGAUCUUUCAUCUCGUGUGACCAUCACACCGAUAAUGCUCGAUACGGGAGCUGCUGGUGCUUCGACCGCUUCUUCAACAUCGAGCAACCUAGACUUAAAUGCUGGCAAACAUACUGCCACGGUUGCCUCUUCACUGCCACAAGCGAGUGCAAGGAAUUCAUCGUCUCAGUUAUCAGAUGCUCUACCAUCGGCUUCUUCCCUGACAGCCUCUGCAACAGCUGGUGCAAGCACAAACCCCACUGCCCUGUUUCAGCAAUAUUUGAAAAUAUUCAGCCAGAUGCCCAACAUUGCAUCAAUCGGCAACAAUCCUAUGAUGACGGCUGCUUUAACCGAGUAUUUGGCCACUUUUCAGAUGCAUCAAUCGACGACAUCAUCACUGUCGCCUAAUCCCGAUCGAAACAUGGAGACUCCGCCGCAACUGCCUGCGUCAACCAUGAUGAUCCCGAAACCAUCCACCACAAUUAGUUCUAAAAAUUAUUCCACUGGCCAAGCUCAACCACCACAGUCGUUCACUGCAGGUGGUGGUGGUGCUGGUGGUGGUGGUAAGAAGUCUGGAAAAUCAUCAUCCAGCGUUGCCUCGCCGCUCCUGUACAAUAACUUUGAACAGCAGCAACAGCUUGCUACAAUCACGCUUUCUACGAUGGGCACAUCGCAACCAUCCUCAAGCGUGAAGCGUGAUCGAGUAUCCUCUCCCUUCGCUGGUAGCUCAACGCAACGUGCUGGUCGCGUAGCAUCACCACUGCCGAUGCUUACCAUUACACCUAGCGACGGUCCAGUUACUACGGGACGCCAAAAACCGGAAUCAACUGGAAACCGUAAAACUAAAAGCAAGAAAGGGCUUAGUACACGGCCAACUCCGUACGCGCGUCCUACACCACCGCCACCGGGCAUACCGCAGCUCGGUGUACCCGGGUUAUCUAUUGAACCCGUGCUCGGGCCCGGUACACUGCAGCCACAAAUAAAUGACCCGAACGUAAGCAAGUUCCUGACCGCAGCUGCAUCAGCAACAGCAGGCGCCUCGAAAUCGUCCAUCGCAGGAUCUGCUGUGUCUUUAGCAGCGCCAAACAUGAAUGAUCUCGUUGCAUCCUACACGGAGCUGCUAAAGAAAUAUCCUAUGGCACGUUCGUUGUUGCUGCAGAGUCAGCCAAGAAAUGAAACAAUGAACACACAAGCAGUAAUCCCUCCGGCAGUGCCGAAGACGAAAGCAGCAACCGGACGUAAGCAGUCAGCAAAGCAGUCGGCGGCAAGCAAAGCUACUGCUGCAUCAUCCACAGCGGCUGGCACUUCGCCGGGGGCUGUGAAUCGUGUGUUCAGUGGCACCACACCGAUUUCACGGAUUGGUGCUACGAUAACGCCACUGCCAACGGGAUUUCCGGUCGAUGGAUACGCUCGAACGGUGUCGCCAGCGGGUAACACUGCCAACAUCGCAUCCCUGUCACCAUCCUCAGGUUCAAUGCCGUCCAUGCUACAGCAUCUUGGAGGUUCCAACCAGCAACAGCAAGCCAAAACAUUGCAGCAAAAAUUGGCGGAACGGCAAAAGGCAAACAAAGCUCGUGAAACGGAAAGCGUUACUGCAUCCGGUAGCAGCGGUCAGAGCUCUAGCUCAAAGCAGCCCAAACCAUCUGCUGAUCCCGUCGAUGUCAUUGUGCUAGAGUGAUGCUCAACAGCGGGAGAGUGAUAAACAUUAAUAAACAUUUGGCCAAUACAGAGCAAUCAAAGUAA
This is a messenger RNA of Anopheles darlingi, 7384 nucleotides long. Its product is annotated as calcineurin-binding protein cabin-1-like. Bases 57 to 7319 code for a protein of 2420 amino acids. Gene Ontology annotation, cellular component: nucleus. The transcript has 24 exons. The record is from RefSeq and is a predicted model, not a curated record. Gene Ontology annotation, biological process: chromatin organization. Lineage: Eukaryota; Metazoa; Arthropoda; Insecta; Diptera; Culicidae. Gene Ontology annotation, molecular function: nucleosome binding; protein binding.